Molecule: messenger RNA, 1695 nt
Organism: Pseudophryne corroboree (corroboree frog)
Lineage: Eukaryota; Metazoa; Chordata; Amphibia; Anura; Myobatrachidae
Product: placenta-specific protein 9-like
Exons: 4
Coding region: 1146-1418 (90 amino acids)
Source: RefSeq, a predicted model, not a curated record
CUAGUCCACUGUCACCAAUGAUGCUCUGGCUGCAUGUAUAUAAUGGCAGUAUUUACAAAGAAACCGUAACUGUUCUCACUAGGAGUGGAGUAUCACAUGAUGUUUGUAGGAGCAUGACCAUGUGUCACCCCCCCCCCCCCCCAUUUUUAGUUACACUGGGGGCGACAAACACUGAAAUAAUCCAGAUUUACAUAAAAUACACUGAAACAAGCCAGCCUCGCCCCUUCACUCUGUGCCUCACAGCAUCCUACCUCUGUGUCUUUCAGCCUGCCCCCUUCACUCUGUGCCUCCCAGCAUCCCACCUCUGUGCAUCUCAGCCUCCACUCUGUGCCUCACAGCCUGCUCCUCCUUCACUCUGUGCCUUUCAGCCUGCUCCCCCUUCACUGUGCCUCUCAGCCACCUCCCAGCCUGCACUCUGUGCCUCUCAGCCUGCUCCUCCUUCCCUCUGUGCCUAUCAGCCUGCUCCCCUUCACUCUGUGCCUUUCAGCCUGUCCCCUUCACUCUGUGACUCUCAGCAUUCCACCUCUGUGCAUCUCAGACUCCCAGCCUUCAGUCUGUGCCUCUCAGGCUCCACUUUGUGCCUCUCUGCCUGCUCCCCCUUCACUCUGCCUCUUAGCCUGUCUAACCCCCCUCCCACACUUACUCUGUGUCUCUCAGCAUCCUCCCCCUCUAUCUCUCCCUUCUCCCCACUCCGGUCACUGAUAGCCGCCCUCACCUGUAUGACAGGCAGCUGGCAGACAGUGAGGCUAGACAGACGCCGCGUCUUCGUGGCACUGUUGUCAGACAGGGCAGGGAGCAUGACCAUGAUGAAGUGCUGGCUUCACGCUCCCGCCUCCACUCCCAGCAGCCCUGCAAGGUGGGAGGCGGCAGCCGCAAGUCACUGUUCAGAGUGUCAGGAGCAGCGGGAGCCGCAUCAGUGUGACGAAAGAGCUGCGGGUUGGCCACAGCUGCCUUAUUCAAUAUCCCAUGACAAGUAAGAUGGCAGCCAAUGACAAGUAUGUUAUAUGACCCUGAAACAUCUGACCUCAUUCAAGAGCCUUUCACUUUGCAAACCUGAAAUUGUCAGUCCAUGCUAACAAUAUGAAGAUGGGAAGUCCCAGCAGAGCAGGACUUCGAGACCUUCUGAUGCACCUUUUAUUUACAAAAUGUGCAUGAUGUGGCGUCUGGGGUUGUACACAUUCCAAAUCAUAACUGCUGACCCUGCAAGAUCUCUGCAAACAGACAGAGGGGAGUGGUGUACUGAACAUCAGAGGCUCCACAGCCGAUUGGAUGUUGUAGAGGAGCGAGUAGAGAAAACGGUGGAGUACAUGUACGCUGAAGUGAAUUCUUUGCUGGACAGCAUUUCAGGAGCUUCCUGGGCACUGCUGCCUACUCCCAGUGGCCCUCUCUUGGAUAUUUUUGAGGAAGACUCUAGAUGAAGAUCUUCCCCAUUCUCCGCUGUAGGACAUGACCCUCUUCUUCACUCAACACACAAUGUUUUUUCCCCAAUGUGCACUGUGUGAUUAGAAAAGUAUACGGUAUUUUAUUAAACCAAGAGCUUGUGUUCUGGUGCUUUCCAAGGAGCUGUGUGGUAUGAACUGUUCACUAGUGAAACAUUUGUAAUGAGAAUUAUAUUAAAAAAAAAAAAAAAAAAAUUGCUUUAAAUUGAAAACUGUUUCAGUUUCAAAUUAAAAUUUUAUAUGAAUUAUUCUUAAA